Adineta ricciae is the source of this 1842-nucleotide messenger RNA. The record is from the annotation of a GenBank genome assembly. Lineage: Eukaryota; Metazoa; Rotifera; Eurotatoria; Adinetida; Adinetidae.
AUGGAGCAAACAAAACCUCAACGGCGAACGAAUAUUUUUGAUUACUGGAGCAUAAACAAAAGAAUGAAGCUGACAGAGAUAAUCGACAGGUUGCCCAUACACUCGCGCACCAAAGUCGAAAAUCUCGCCAAUGAACUAUUCUAUGAAAUCUUCAGUUAUCUGGACCUAUACGAUGUAUACAAAGCCUUUUACAAUCUUAAUGCACGCUUUCAAAAUUUACUCAUCAAUUCAACUCUUCCUUUGAAUGUCAAUCUGUCAACGAUGUCGAGAAAAGCUUUUCAAAGUUAUCAUCGACACAUGAUUAUGUCAAAUAAGCAUCGAAUAGCAUCGAUGUCUAUAUCGAAUCCAUUCAUUGUUGAUCUGGUUUUUUCCCCUGUACGUACUGUAUCGCAUUACAAUCGAUUAGAAAUGCUUGUCUUUAAUCAAAUCAAGUCAAAGUAUCUGAUAAAUAUUCUUCAUUAUUUAUCCUAUUUACCUGAUCUAAAAUCAUUGACCAUUAUACCUGCGGAUGAGCUUUCGAAUCGAAAUGAGGUUCUCGUGAAGAUUCUAUCAUUGCCGGGAUUGAAGUAUUGUAAAAUGUCAUUGAAAGAACGUUCUGGAAUCAACCCUUUGACUAUUCCAUCAACUAUUACAAGUCCUCUUGAACAUCUCGUCAUCGAUCAUGAUAUGAAUUUUCGUCAAUUGAAAUCGUUGUUAUCGUAUGUACCACAACUUCGGCAUUUAACAUGUUAUUCUGUUGUAUCCUCAUACAGUUCGUCAUCAGAAACCUUUACCGAUCUACUUUGUAAUUUAACACAUGUUUCUUUGCAAAUGACCGAUAUACUUUUUAAUAGUUUCGAACCGAUGAUUCGUGAUUUAUUUCAUCAUCUUCAAGUUUUACGUAUAUCAGCUAAUCGUGAUAGCGAAUAUUUAAAUGCAGAUCGAUGGGAACGUUUAAUCACAUCAUUUAUCCCACAAUUACGAGUUUUUGAUAUGCAAUAUACCGAUUUUGGUCGCUUUGAUAAUGACCCUAACCAAUAUAACUAUGAUUCUAUUCUCAACAAAUUCGGUACUCCAUUUUGGUAUCAAAGAAAAUGGUUCUUCGGAUAUCGUCUUGAACAGGGUACAUAUUACAAUCAUGUCACUUUCUAUUCAAGAAGAUCCUACAGAAAGAAACAAUAUAUAUUGUAUAAGCCAGCCAUUUACAAGAUGCAUCGAAAUUAUCAAAUACGAAAUAUCGUCGCUGUAGAUCAUCUUAUCGUUUGCAACGAAGAAGCAGUAACCAAUUGCCAGCGACAUUUCCCUAAUGUCACUCAGCUGACUCUUGCCGAGAAUUUUCGUACAAACAGUGUUUGUCUUCGAACUCUUUUUAAACGCAUUGUUCCAUUAAAUCAAAUAACAGCAUUAGUCAUCAAAUGUGAUAAUCUAUAUGUUGAUGAAUUGGUUAAUUUACUGCAUGCCAUGCCCAGUAUUCACACAUUAACAUAUGAGGAUCGUUCAUUGAAAGACAUGGAAGAUAAAUCCACUGGGCAAAGUGAUUUAUUUCAACUAGUGCGUAGUACGAAUACAAUAAGGAAUGUGACAAUAACUGAAGGAUUCGUUCUGAAAAAUACCAAACUAAUUAUCAGUUUGUGUCCACAAAUUCAACAUCUGACUAUUUGUCAAUAUGGAAGAAACACUCUAACGAGUAUACAAUUCAUUUUAUCGAAGAUUAAGAGUGAUCUACCACGUCUAUGCUCAUUUCGAGCAAACCAUACGCCAAAAACAGUAGUAGCAUCGAUUAAGACAAUGCUGGAAUCAGAAGGAUUAUUAGAUAACUAUUUGAUCAAACAUAUUGGUUCGGAUUUAUAUCUAUGGUGGUAA